This is a messenger RNA of Pungitius pungitius (ninespine stickleback), 2063 nucleotides long. RefSeq names its product serine protease HTRA1A-like. Gene Ontology annotation, cellular component: extracellular region. The transcript has 9 exons. Bases 124 to 1554 code for a protein of 476 amino acids. Gene Ontology annotation, biological process: programmed cell death; proteolysis; positive regulation of apoptotic process. Lineage: Eukaryota; Metazoa; Chordata; Actinopteri; Perciformes; Gasterosteidae. Gene Ontology annotation, molecular function: protein binding; serine-type endopeptidase activity. The record is from RefSeq and is a predicted model, not a curated record.
ACCUCAUUACUACUGAGCUCCCUCAUCCUAUUGCACUGUGAGCGGAGAGCGAGCUUCUUGGGGCUCCUUUACACUUUCCAUUUAACUUUAACAACUUGUGUUUUAGUGUAGUUUCAAGAAACCAUGUUUUGGACGCUCCUGUGCGCAAUCGCAGCCUUUGCGCCCGCGCCGGCAGAUGCGCAAGUCUCCGGCCGCUAUACCAUCGGAUGUCCCGCUCAGUGUGACAGGUCGAUGUGUCCCCGGAUGCCGUCCCACUGCCCGGCGGGACAACUCCUCGACGCCUGCCACUGCUGCCAGGUGUGCGCGUCCAGCGAGGGCGAAGCGUGCGGCGGCCUGGGCAAGCUCGGCGACCCGGUGUGCGGAGAGGGGCUGGAGUGCUCCGUCCCCGCCGGGGUGGCGUACACCGUCACCGUGAGGAGGAGAAGCAAGAGCGGGAUUUGCGCCUGCAAGGCCACCGAGCCGGUGUGUGGAAGCGACGGGGUGUCCUACCGGAACAUCUGCGAGCUGAAGAGGGUCAGCCGACGGGCGCAGAAGCUGCAGCAGCCACCUGUGGUUUUCAUUCAGCGGGGGGCCUGCGGGAAAGCUCAGGACAACCCAGACAGCCCAAGACACAAGUACAACUUCAUCGCCGACGUGGUGGAGAAAAUUGCUCCGUCUGUUGUUCACAUUGAACUUUUCCGCAAGAUGACCUAUACCAAGCGGGAGGUGGCGGUGGCCAGCGGCUCUGGCUUCGUGGUGGCGGAAGACGGACAAAUAGUGACCAACGCCCACGUGGUGGCCAACAAGCACAGGGUGAAGGUGGAGCUGAAGAGCGGCGGCACCUACGACGCCAAGAUCAAAGACGUGGACGAGAAGUCCGACAUCGCCCUCAUCAAGAUCGACGUGCCGACCAGGCUCCCCGUUCUGCCGCUGGGCCGAUCGUCAGACCUGAGACCGGGGGAGUUUGUGGUCGCUAUCGGCAGCCCCUUUUCCCUCCAGAACACCGUUACCACGGGGAUCGUCAGCACCACUCAGAGAGGCGGCAGAGAGCUGGGGCUACCCAACUCCGACAUGGAGUACAUCCAGACGGACGCCAUAAUAAACUACGGCAACUCCGGAGGACCUCUGGUAAAUCUGGACGGCGAGGUGAUCGGGAUCAACACGUUGAAAGUGACGGCCGGCAUCUCCUUCGCCAUACCCUCGGACAAAAUACGCGAGUUCCUGGCAGAGGCCUACGACCGGCUGUCCAGAGGGACGGCGGCUGCCAAGAAGAAGUAUAUCGGCGUGAGGAUGAUGACGCUCACCCCUUCGCUGGCUAAGGAGCUGAAGACUCGACAUCUGGACUUCCCAGACAUCACCUCUGGAGCUUACGUCAUGGAGGUCAUCGCAAAGACACCGGCCGCAGUCGCUGGCCUCAAAGAGCACGACGUCAUCAUCUCGGUCAACGGCCAGAGGAUCUCGUCCGCCACCGACGUCAGCGCCGCCGUCAAGCGGGACGGCAGCCUGAGGGUGGUGGUGCGGCGUGGAAACGAGGACGCCAUCCUCACGGUGGUUCCCGUGGAGAUCGACCCUUGACCCUCCGCAGGUCCCACCGUGGGGAGCUGGAGCUGGGUUUUUUUUUUUUUUUUACUCAUCACCAGUGGACCUUGUGCCGGAGGGGGGGCGGGGCUCCCACCGCCACGCCCGCCCCUCGCCGUGUGGCCAAACGCGAGCGGCGCCACACAUCCAGAAAUAAUCUGGCUUUGCCUUGAAAGAAAACGACUGUACAGAUGCUCAAGUGCUGUACUUUGUUCUCUGUGGUUGUUUUAACGUUUAGUCUUUAACGCUUUGGUUGCAACUGUUCGGUCACAAAGAUACGAAGUUGGUUAUCGGCAUUUUAUUUGUAUCUGCUCUCUCUUGUUUUGUGUCUUUUGUAAUACGGAGCAGGGCCUCUAAUGCGACUUCAAGCAACUCAGAGACUCGCUGGGAAAAUCUGAUUUCUGUGAUUGUUGUUUUCUAAAUUUCUUUUGUAAAGUACUGUAGAAUUGUUUUUUGGUCGAUGUAAUGUAUACUGAGAGGAAAAUAAAGGGUUUACCUUUUUUUUU